AUGUUGAACAUUUCCAAAUUUUUAAUAUUUGCCAUUACGGUGGGCAUCUGUCUAAACAAUUGUCAAGCCUAUCGUUUGAUUGAUGACACCAAAUUAGCACCUGAGGGACGCACGAAAUUCGAUGAUGAUUUAAGAGAAUUUAUGGAAUUUGUUAAAUUGCAAAUGCAAUGUGGCUAUGCACCAGCUGGAAUACCACCCAUGGCACCAUAUCAGCAAGAGUUUGCCGAGUUCGAUAUGCAGGGUGGGGGAUGGAGUCUCAAAGGCAACAUGACAAAUUUAAAAAUAUCUGGCCUCAAUGAAUUCGACAUCAUCGAUCUGAAUUGGAAUAAUGUGUUGCAAAAAAUCAAAUUUGAUUUUAAAUUCCCCUCAAUUUUAUUCCAUAGUUCCGAGUAUAAACUAAAUGCUCGAACAAGUGCUUUGGGUCCAUCAAUGGGUUUCCAUGGCAAUGGCGUCUUCAGUUUGGAAUUAAUAAAUCUGCGUGCCAGUGGUAGUUUUAAAUUGCGCCCCAAUUUAUCUGGUGGAGUUAGUGUAAAAAGUUUUAACGUUAAACUUGAAUUGGAAUCAUCCAAGUCGAAGACUACCGGCAUCAUGGGUGGCAGUUUGAUUUAUAAUAAACUUUUCAAUUCAUGGGUUGAGGAAUUUAUCGCCUUGACAUUUGAAGAAGAUAAUUCGGAAGGUGUUAGUAAUUUUGUGGAGGGAUUGGUGGUACCUCCUUUAAAUGCUGCUUUGAAAAAUAUCUCAUUGGUGGAAUUGCUUGCAUUGAUUUCCGGGCUCGUUAAGGAUGUUGUACCAACGGAACCUUUUUGUUAA
Molecule: messenger RNA, 810 nt
Organism: Musca vetustissima
Lineage: Eukaryota; Metazoa; Arthropoda; Insecta; Diptera; Muscidae
Exons: 2
Coding region: 1-810 (269 amino acids)
Source: RefSeq, a predicted model, not a curated record